AUGGCGCUGCUGCGCGCCCUGCGCUGCGGCCUGGGGGCGCGGGCGGCCGGCUGCCCGGCGGGGCCCCUGCGGCCGCAGCCCCCCCAGGGGCGCGCCCUCCGCGUGGGGCCCCGGCUCGCGUCCGCGGCCUCCAGCAAGGAGCUCCUCUUGAAGCUGCGGCGGAAGACGGGGUACUCCUUCGUGAACUGCAAGAAAGCGCUGGAAACGUGCGGCGGGGAUCUGCAGCAGGCAGAGAAUUGGCUCCACAAGCAGGCCCAGAAGGAGGGCUGGAGUAAGGCGGCCAAGCUCCAUGGGAGGAAGACUAAGGAGGGGCUGAUUGGGCUGCUGCAGGAAGGAAACACAGCUGUGUUAGUAGAGGUAAACUGUGAGACAGAUUUUGUUUCCAAGAAUUUAAAAUUCCAACAGUUAGUCCAGCAAGUAGCCCUUGGAACUAUGUUGUAUUGUCAGAACCUCAAGGAUCAACUCUGCACAUACAGGAAGGGCUUCUUGAAUUCCUCUGAGCUCUCUGAUCUUCCUACUGGGCCUGAGAGAGAAGGAUCUCUCAAGGAUCAGCUGGCUUUAGCAAUUGGGAAAUUGGGAGAAAACAUGACUCUUAAACGCGCCGCAUGGGUGAAGGCGCCCGCCGGAUUCUAUGUCGGGUCUUACGUCCACGGAGCGACGCAGAGCCCCUCGCUGCACAACCUGGUGCUGGGCAAGUAUGGGGCUCUCGUCGUCUGCGAGACGUCUGGGCGGACAGCAGACCUCGAGGCCGUGGGCCGCCGCCUGGGGCAGCACGUGGUGGGCAUGGCCCCGCUCUCCGUGGGCUCCCUGGACGACGCGCCCGGGGGAGAGGCGGAGACCAAGAUGCUCGCCCAGCCCUACUUGCUGGACCCCUCCAUCACGCUGGGGCAGUUCGUGCGGCCCCAGGGCCUCUCCGUCGUGGACUUCGUGCGCUUUGAGUGUGGGGAAGGCGAGGACACGGCCGAGGCCGAGUAGCUUCCGGAGACGCCCGGCCCGGGAGGAGACGUCUCUUCACUCUGGAUGUCAUUCCACAGAGAGUUUCCUGGGCCUCUUCAGACCCAGGAUAUUUCACUUGGCGCUCAUAAUAAAAUUACGUUCUCUGUGGUUAAAGUUACUAAGUGAAGUCAUUACACAGUAGACAGACUAGAAUCGUCCUGGCUUGUGUACUCCUGGGUUUAGCUUUUUGGGCCUGUGGCGAGUCCUAGAAAAAACA
Messenger RNA from Talpa occidentalis (Iberian mole), 1213 nucleotides. It is a transcript of the gene TSFM, whose product is annotated as Ts translation elongation factor, mitochondrial. The coding region runs from base 1 to 975 and encodes 324 amino acids. Gene Ontology annotation, molecular function: translation elongation factor activity; protein binding. Gene Ontology annotation, biological process: mitochondrial translational elongation. Gene Ontology annotation, cellular component: mitochondrial matrix. NCBI's taxonomy places the organism in Eukaryota, Metazoa, Chordata, Mammalia, Eulipotyphla, Talpidae. The record is from RefSeq and is a predicted model, not a curated record. The transcript has 6 exons.